This is a messenger RNA of Staurois parvus, 330 nucleotides long. NCBI's taxonomy places the organism in Eukaryota, Metazoa, Chordata, Amphibia, Anura, Ranidae. The record is from the annotation of a GenBank genome assembly.
AUGACCAGAGACUGCGGACAGUACAGGGAUGACCAGAGACUGUGGAUAGUACAGGGGAUGACUGCUGACCUUUGGGGAGGGGGGGGGAGCGGGUACCUGAAUUUGACAGAUACCCGCUCCCACUUCCGCGUAGUUGUUCUUUCAUCUUACCUGUUCCUCUAUCCAGCCGCGCGCUGUCUUCCCGGCUUCUGUAAUGGCGCUCGGCAUGACAGCUGGGUGCCCAGUGCGCAUGAGCGAGAAGCACUUGCGCUUUGUGAUUGGUCCGGCGGCUUCUGUCAUAAAAAUGGGAUCUGUCAUGUGUCCCAGGUGCCGCGCCUUACCAUUCAAAAA